AUGAAUUCCAGCACAGUCAGAGAUAUGAUGCAAGAGUUUCUUAUAGAGUGGAAUGGACGAAUGGUUUUAAUCAAGUCGCCAGAAGAACGAUUGUUAGAAGAGAAAAAUGAACUCCUCUUGCGAGCAGAGUCUAACAUAAGGCUUGGAAAGCCGACGGACCCCAACGACCUGGAACGCAUGUACGAGAAUGGCAGAGUGGCUGGUCUCCUCGCUUCAGGGUGUCAUGACGCUUCCGAGCAGCUACAACUGGCCUGUCUUCACGAUGCGGCGACCAAUUGGGAACGGUUUUUGCAAGAUGUCUACAAAACGGACGUGAAAAUCAGGAACGUGAUCCCAGAUCACCUCUGGUCCAGGGACACUGGUAAAAGACAUUUGGACGACACCGCUGGCAAGCCGCCAGGACAAAAACCCCCAAAGAAGCUGCGUGGCGGAAGGGAGUCUAGCAGCAACGAAGAUGUCUAUGCGCAAUCGAACCGGGAACUGGUUGUACCACAAACAAUUCUACAACAGGCUCAGCGGACUCGAGAGCCUUCAGUCUUUACCAUUGGUGAGUGGCAAAUUGAAAAUGCACAUGGUCGGGUUCACCAACCACCAGCAAUAGAAGCGGCAUUCCCCUAUCCGACAUCACCCAUGGAAGAGGAAGUGGCACAGGCUUUAGUUUCGUGCUCGGGGGAACGAAGAAUGGCUCCGAGUGGAUGUCCCACGAGCUUUGCGGAUCCGGUCGCAGCAUCCGUGCAAGGUAGCUGCGUGGAAGGGAAUACUGUGAUUGGAAUUGAAGAAGGAUCGUAA
Molecule: messenger RNA, 789 nt
Organism: Metarhizium brunneum ARSEF 3297
Lineage: Eukaryota; Fungi; Ascomycota; Sordariomycetes; Hypocreales; Clavicipitaceae
Source: RefSeq, a predicted model, not a curated record